GCGGAUAAGGGCUUCGCGGAUUUGUGGUGGAACCAUGGUCAACUCUUGGAUUUUGUUCUCUUGCAACAGGGAGAAGAAUCUCUUUUCCCUGAAGGGCAGAGCCAAUCAAGGGUCCCGGAUGCAGAUCUACAAGUUCCUCCUGGAGCAUUUUACCGACGAACAGCGAUUCAACAUCACCUCCAAAAUUAGCCUAAAUGUCCUGGCCUCCUUUGUGGACGGCGUCCUGCCGCUCAAUAUGGAAGCCAGCCAGCUGCUCUCGGAUACCUUUGAGAUCUUGAGCUGCAAGGAGAUCAAACUCUCGGCCAUGAGAUCCAGACCAGAAGAAGACAUCCAGCCGGAAGAAGAUGAAUUAGCCAUGGCCAACGCCGUCAUGCAGGUGGCCCAGAAGAAGCUGAUUUCACAGGUCCAAAAGAAGAAUUUCAUCGAAAACAUCAUCCCCAUCAUCACGUCGCUGAAGAGCUUGCUGGAGCAAAGCAAACUCCCAGUGUUGAAGGACCUCAUGAAUUACCUCCGGGAGGUGAUGCAAGACUAUCGCAACGAAAUCAAGGAAUUCUUCGCCCUGGACAAGCAGCUGGCGGCUGAGCUGGAGUACGACAUGAAGAAGUACGAGGAGCAGCUGGAGAGGGAGGCUGAGCAAGACCAGGAGCUGAACGCGGAUCACGAAGGCCACAACACCCUGAUGGCCAGGGCGACUCCUACCUUGGAGAGGACUUCACAUCCUCGGAAUCAGAUGGGCGAGGCCUCCCCGCGUACCCAAAGCAAUUCUUCACCACCUCUGCGAUCUCCUCUCUCGGCCCUUGCAAUGUUUCCCGUUCCUGGGCCGGGACCUACGAAGCCCCAACACAGGAAUUUAUCCCUGAGUACUUCGUCCAUCCUCAACUCUGCUAAGCGAGCCGCCGAGGCCGUGGAGACGAAGCGCGGCAGGAGCAUGGGGAGCAGGCUGGAAUCUCUGAGGAGCAGACAAAGCGAUAAAGCUUCCUUUUGCAGCCUCAACCGACCAUCUUCCCUUACCAAAGGACCCUUGGAAGGCCGCGCGAUCAGUACUCCUGAACAGUCCAUUAACAACGUGACCUUCGGAGCCGGAGUCAGCCGAAUUAGACUGAGCCUCACAUCACCUUCUUGUAAAGUCAAAGAGGAACCAGAAACUCUGCAGGAGCAGGUGAUUUGCUUGACCUCACCAGAUAAAUUGUUGCCCCAGCCUCCACAAUGGAGGGUGAAUUCUCCAAGAAGCAGCAGUCGAUCCAGUUUAAGGCUGCUGAGACCGCGCUCUAAAAUGGCCCGGCAACCAAAGAAAUGACUGUGUUUUUCUUCCCAGCAAAAAUGCGUCUUGCCUACAAGCAGAAUCAUGUUUCAAGCACUCUCUGCACCUUUUGGAAGAUCAUCGAUCGAUGCCUCCUAACUCUUCUUUUUAUUCUCCCCGUGUCAGUCUUGCUUGCUUUUAUAAUCGGUGUGCUAUAAAUAAUCUGUUUAGUAGCACUGCAACUGGAAAUAGCCAACUGCUGCGUGGCUAGGCAAGGGCCCCUCCUCCUACCUUUUUUUUCAUGCGUGGAUUACGUCCUCUCGAGCAAUUUGACUUGAUUGGGGUCCAUGAAGCACUUUUAGGGCUGAGACCA
Messenger RNA from Thamnophis sirtalis, 1613 nucleotides. The record is from RefSeq and is a predicted model, not a curated record. Lineage: Eukaryota; Metazoa; Chordata; Lepidosauria; Squamata; Natricidae.